AUGGCAGUCGGCGCAGCAACAGCAAGAUAUACCGCCUGGGACCCGCGAGGAUGGUCAUUAACAAAGAGGGUCUCCGCCGCAGUCGGUGCUGUUGUGAUCAUCGUUGCUGUCAUUGUGGGUGCUGUGCUCGGUGUGCGGGCCAAUCGCUACCCCAGUUAUACCAAACUCGACUACAGGCUGGUAGAGACCUAUUCUGGGUCUAGUUUCUUCAAUAAGUUUUAUUAUGCUACCUCUGACCCGGCGGGUGGAUUUGUCCAGUACAUUGACCGAGCUGCAUCUGAAUGGCUCAAUUUGACAUAUGCCACGGACACAUCAGCUGUGCUCAAGGUGGACACAACUUAUAAUGGGCCAGAACAGGUAGCCGAUGGCCGCCAAUCCGUCAGGAUCACAUCUAAUAAUACCUAUGCUGAUGGGCUCUUCGUUUUCGAUAUUUUGCACACCCCUUACGCAUGUGGUAUAUGGCCAGCUCUGUGGCUCACAGACCCAAGUAACUGGCCAGCUCAUGGCGAGAUCGAUGUCAUGGAAGCUGUAAAUAUGGGUGAAUGGGGCAACCAGGCAACUCUUCACACGUCAAGUGGCUGCAAUAUGGGCGUGAAGCGGAAGGAGACUGGUACUGCGCUGUACAAAACCUGCUACUGGGACGCGAAUGACGAAUCAGGAUGUGGUGUGAGAGGGGCCAAAGCCACAUACGGUCCCGAAUUUAAUUCACAGGGUGGUGGAGUCUAUGCGAUGGAGCUGCGUGAUGCGGGCAUUCGAGUGUGGCAUUGGGUUCGCGCUGAUAUCCCAUCCGAUAUUAUUUCAGGGAGCCCCGAUCCUUCCACUUGGGGUAAAGCAUACGCAGAUUUCCCGAGUACGGAGUGCAACAUCGGGAAUCAUUUCAAAAACCAGAGCAUCAUUGCCAACAUCGAUUUUUGCGGAGGCUGGGCAUCCGCGACGGAGUACUAUACCACACAGAGCGGCUGUCCAGACAGCUGCGAGACCUUUGUGAUGGAUAACGCAUCCAAUUUUACGACGGCAUACUGGGAGUUCAAGAGUUUCAAGGUUUACCAAGCAAGCACAUAA
Penicillium canariense is the source of this 1062-nucleotide messenger RNA. Its product is annotated as glycoside hydrolase family 16 protein. The record is from RefSeq and is a predicted model, not a curated record. The coding region runs from base 1 to 1062 and encodes 353 amino acids. Gene Ontology annotation, molecular function: hydrolase activity, hydrolyzing O-glycosyl compounds. Lineage: Eukaryota; Fungi; Ascomycota; Eurotiomycetes; Eurotiales; Aspergillaceae. The transcript is spliced from 3 exons. Gene Ontology annotation, biological process: glucan catabolic process.